AUGCCCAACGCCUCUUCGUGGAGUGCUAGCUCGCCUCUGCUGCUGCUCUGGGAGGACUCCUCUGGGACCCGCAUCUUCCUGUCGCUGCUCUAUGCAGUCUUAGCUAUCUCAGGGACUUUAUCCAAUGUAAUGGUCAUCUAUUUAGUCUUCUCCUUCAAGAAGCUGCAGACAACCAGUAAUGCCUUCAUUGUGAACGGCUGUGCGGCAGACCUAAGCGUGUGCGCCCUGUGGAUGCCCCAGGAGGCUGUGCUGGGGCUGCUGCCUCCCAACUCCUCCUCCCUCCGCUCGGCGGAGUACCGGCUGCUCCGAGGGGGGCUCCUCGGCCUCGGCCUCACCGUCUCUCUGGCCUCUCACCUGCUGGUGGCCUUCAACAGGUACGUGCUCAUCACCAAGCUGCCCAGCGUGUACCAGGCCCUCUACCAGCGGAAGCACACGGGCUGCAUGAUCGGGCUCUCCUGGGCCCUCGCCCUGCUCCUGGUCCCGCUGCUGCCCGGGCUCUGGACCCCGGGCUCUGCCCAGCAGCCGCCCCCGCGGCAGACGGACG
Molecule: messenger RNA, 544 nt
Organism: Fulmarus glacialis (Northern fulmar)
Lineage: Eukaryota; Metazoa; Chordata; Aves; Procellariiformes; Procellariidae
Gene: GPR88
Product: G protein-coupled receptor 88
Exons: 1
Biological process (GO): G protein-coupled receptor signaling pathway
Cellular component (GO): membrane
Molecular function (GO): G protein-coupled receptor activity
Source: RefSeq, a predicted model, not a curated record